AAAAUGCAAAUUGCAAAUCUAAACCUUUUUUAUCCAACAAUUUCUAAAGAAAUAAUGGAUUCAAAAUUAAAAAUUGAUAUCGAUACGUUCAAUACAAGUUCAAGAAAUAACAAUAUGUUAAAUCAACCCGAAGUAAUUGUGCUAUCCGAUAUAGAUGAUGAGCCAGUGCUA
Molecule: messenger RNA, 171 nt
Organism: Racocetra persica
Lineage: Eukaryota; Fungi; Glomeromycota; Glomeromycetes; Diversisporales; Gigasporaceae
Source: the annotation of a GenBank genome assembly